AUGGUUAAACAUGAACGACCUGACAUUGAGAUAACAAUGAAGACGAAAGAGAGAUUAUUGGAGCAAUACGGAUGGAUCGCAGACUUAUACAUGAUUGAUUUUUUUGUUGAUGAUCACUGGACACGUUUACCGUCGAGUUGGCGAAAUUGCUUCGAUAAUUUCGAUGCAAUCAGUUGGUUCAAUGUGUUGAAUAAUACCAACAGUGGCAACCUUAAUAUUAAGGAUAUUGAUAGUAGCAACAAUGAUAGUAAACAUAUAUUACCACUAUCAUUUAUUUGUUUCAAACGUCUCAUCGAUACGGUUUCAUUAGAACGCAAACCCGUAAAUGGGCUGAAGCAACUCGCUGAACUACUCGAAAUUGAUGCACAAUACGUUCGUUAUAUUGACAAUUUGUCGUUUUGUCUUCUCAUCGAGUAA
Molecule: messenger RNA, 417 nt
Organism: Anisakis simplex (herring worm)
Lineage: Eukaryota; Metazoa; Nematoda; Chromadorea; Rhabditida; Anisakidae
Source: the annotation of a GenBank genome assembly